AUGAGUCAUAGAGUUCAAUUGCUUCUGGGUGCAUACCAUAUGUCAUUUCCUUUGAAAAGUGUUGACAAAACGAUUGAGAUGAAAUCUGUUCCAUACGUAUGUUAUGGCAAUUGUUUGUACAUUGAGUCUAAAAUAGCUAAUGUCACAGGUAUUUCAGGAGUUAAUAGUAAAGGUUCAGUAGAAUAUAAGUCUUUCUGUUAUGCAGUCAAUUCAAUGUUCAUUCCAAACGUUCCUGUCAUAGCAACUCAUUUAGGUAAAUGGGUUCGCAUUAGUCCUCAUAAUUUGAAAGACAUGCAAUUCAGACUUGUUGACUUUCAAGGAGAGCCUGUAGAACUGAAGGCACCAGUGCGAAUGACUGUUGAAGUUGACUUUUUAGAAAAUAUUAAAUGCAACAGCUUACAAGAGAACUCAGAGCUAAAAAUAUAA
Molecule: messenger RNA, 426 nt
Organism: Trichomonas vaginalis G3
Lineage: Eukaryota; Parabasalia; Trichomonadida; Trichomonadidae
Exons: 1
Coding region: 1-426 (141 amino acids)
Source: RefSeq, a predicted model, not a curated record